This is a messenger RNA of Astyanax mexicanus (Mexican tetra), 1816 nucleotides long. It is a transcript of the gene ifi44g, whose product is annotated as interferon induced protein 44g. The record is from RefSeq and is a predicted model, not a curated record. Lineage: Eukaryota; Metazoa; Chordata; Actinopteri; Characiformes; Acestrorhamphidae. The coding region runs from base 595 to 1629 and encodes 344 amino acids. The transcript is spliced from 9 exons.
CUAUAUUACUCUAUUCUCUACUGUACACUAUAAACUCUCUACCUCAGUAACUGCUGUGAUCAUGUACGUUCUAUGUUACAGUAUGUUACAUAUCUCUGCACCUUUUUCUACCAUGCACAUUUAAUUUGACCGUAUUCUUACUGCACUGUCCUGUCUGUUAAAUUGUCUCAAAUCUGUUGUAUUUAUUGUAGUGUUAUAGUUUUAUUUUGCAGUUUUGUUACACUUUGCACUUUAUGUUGUCUAUAGUAUUGUUGUUUCAUGUUGUACCAUGGUACCAUGUCAGAGGUAAUGACAAUAAAAGCCUCUUGACUUGAGACGAAACUUUGAACUAGACCUAAAGGCAGAAGAUGGCUUCCUAUGGUGCAACUGCAUGAUUUAAGGUGGAACGGAAAAACUUUAGAAGGAAGCCACAUCCAGCUUUAUUGAGGAGAGGUGGGAAAGAGUUACAGAGAGGGUGUUUUAUUUAUUUUUUCAGUCUGGUUUAGACUCCACCCAGUGGUGUGUGCUUUGCUUUCGUUUUUCUUUUUUCCCCACAGAGAUAAGUUUCGUCUUUGAGUGUUCCUGACUGACUGCCGCGAGGGACUCUUACUAACCAUGUCAUUUACGUUCGGCAACGCUACGUUCGGCAACCCUUCCAAAGGCAGAACUGAAGAAGCUGCCCAGAUGAACGAAAACACAUCAACAUUCACACUAAACACAUCAAGGGUCAAAGAUGAAAAGAAGAAAGAUGCUGUAAUGAUGUUUGGACAAAGUGUUUGGGUUCCUCUGCUCCCCUCAUUCCCUUGGAGAACAGUAACCUGGACACAGGAAACCAAGGAGACACUGAUGGAGAUGGUGAAGUCUUACAAACCAGACAAUGAGUGCGUCUCUGAGGCCAGGGUGCUGCUGCUGGGUCCAGUUGGUGCUGGCAAGUCUAGUUUCAUCAGUUCGGUGCAGUCUGUCUUUUCUGGGCGGGUCCUGAACCGGGCCAUGGUCGGAUCUUCCAGUUCAACAAGCUUCACAAAAAAACUUCAGUCCUUCAGCAUUAGAAAGGGUCAUGAGACAGCAGAUGGCUCCACAGCUCUGGUCUUCAGUGAUGUGAUGGGUUUGGGAGAUGGAGAGACUGCAGGACUGACCCUUCAUGAUGCACUCUGCGUCAUCCAAGGACACGUUCCGGAGGGAUAUCAGUUCAGCCCAGAACAACCUGUCAAAUCUGAGACUCCAGGCUAUGUAAAGAAGCCAUCUCUCAAAGACAAGGUUCACUGUGUGGUGUUUGUGGUCGAUGCAUCAAAAAUCAGCACCUACACCAAGGGACUGAGCACAACCUUCCAGAAGUUACGAGAACACAUCAGCAACCUAGGUGUGCACCAAGUGGCUCUGCUGACUCAUAUAGACAUGGUUUGCAAGGAGACUGCUCAGGACAUCACCCAUGUUUACCAGAGCCCCCUUGUUCAUCAGCUGAUGGUGAAGGCUGGAGCACUGCUGGGAAUGGCCACAUCUUACAUUGUACCAGUGAAAAACUACUCUUCAGAGCUUGAGUUGGAAGAAAACACAGAUAUCUUGCUGCUCACGGCUGUUGACCACAUUCUACAGUAUGCAAACAUGUACUUCCAGGACAUGGCCCCUGCAUAUAAAAUUCCAAAUCUUUAAAAAAAAAUUCAGAUCAGUCAGAUUAGUGUUGAUUUAAGUGGGGUUUAAUUAUUUACUAUUUCUAUGUUAAAUUGGUCACAUGGGAGGUUAUUAUUGGACUGAUUUAAUGGAACAUUUCAGUUCUGACUGUAUUUGUAUGUGAUGGCCUUUCAUUAAAUGUUAAAUAAAACAGGUUAAUAAAGACUGA